Lolium perenne is the source of this 1081-nucleotide messenger RNA. The record is from RefSeq and is a predicted model, not a curated record. Lineage: Eukaryota; Viridiplantae; Streptophyta; Magnoliopsida; Poales; Poaceae.
CCUCUUUUGCUCUCCUCUGAUUUGCUUUGAUUGAUUUGCUGUUGAUUUGCUGCUGCUCCGUGUAGUUGCCAUGGUAGGUCGCCGGAUCGUCCCAGCCGGCGAUGUUCUUUCCUGGCUGCCUCUCCUUCCGGUCUUCAUUUGGGCGGUGCCGCUGCUGCUCCGUGUGGCCAGCGGGGCAGGCCACCGAGCGCCUCCGUUUCUCCUGCAGGUCUGGAGGCUUUACCUUUUGCUCCGUGGCUGCAACCUCCGCCCUUCGAACUGGUCUGCAGGUCAACGAUGCUGUUCUUUCUUCGCGUGGCCGGCCUGAUAGUCCUUCGGGUCAUGUCUCUAGAGGACAUGCUUCUGCCUCGGCCUCUCCUUCUGACUUGCGGAUGGACGAUGCCGAUAUUGCAGCAGAGAAGAGUAAGACAACAGCUGUAGCCGCUAAGGGGGAGAAGAGAAGGCAACUAACAAGCGUCCGUGGUAGCCUGAAGAACAAGAUCCUGCUCCGGCUGACAUCCAAAGGUGAACAUGGGCUGGUCGCCACCAUGACAUUGAAAGGAGAUCUGUGUCGUGGCGACAUCAGCUGGCUGACCUGUGCUUAGCUGGUGGAAUGAUCAGCCCCGUAGCUGUUCUAUUGGCUCACAAGAAUGAAUGGCCAUUGUCAGAAACUUGAAAUCAAGUAGUAUCACGGUCAAAAGAAAAUUACAAGAACCUGUGAAAAGAAGUUUACAAAGGAAUCUUCAGGAGGCUCACCUGUUGGAACAAUGGGCUUACAAGAUCAAGAACGUACGUAAAUGAACCAAAAUAAGUGGGAAUUCUUGUAUGCUUGAACUUGGUGGUAAGCUGAUUUACAUGUGCCAGUUGCUAGCAUUUAAGCAUAUUAAGAUGGUCAUCAGUUUGUUCUGUUUCAUUCAGUUUGUACAGGCAGUUUCCUUGCUGCGGGCUAUUGAAGUGUAGAAAAGAACUUUUUGCGAAUUACUCCCUCCGUCCCAAAAUAUAAGGCGUCUAAGGAUUAGUUAAGUUUGACCAAGUUUAUACACAAAAAUAUAAACAUUUACAGUACCAAAUCAACAUGAAUAGAUUCACCAUAAAAUAUAUU